AUGGCAACAAGCGUACUGUGCGACAAGAAAGUCUCUGUUCGACUGAAGUCGAAGAUCUACAGUGGUUUCGCGUUCUGUUGCCCUUUACGGAUGCGAGUGCUGGCUGACGACGAAAGCCUUGGAAAGAGGGUUGCACGCUAUGGAGAUGUGGAUGUUGAGGUGGAAGAUAUGUGUAACGCUAAAAGACAAAGUAUCCAAAGACAAUUGAGAGGAAAAUUCCGUUGCCAAAACUGCUCUGAAGCUCGACGUUUCAGGCGUGAGGCCGCGCGGGAGGCCAAAGAUUCGCUAGUAGGACCGUGUGAAGCUGGAUAUGAUAGAUGCGCCUGGCUUUCGUACUGGCCGAUUAACGAGGCGUCACAUGCCCGCUUCAUUGUCAACGCGCUUCGCGCUGAUGAAGUACCAGGAAAGUUCGUUCGUCUACUUUAUGACAUGAAUCAGCGAACAACUGCUGCAUCUUCGAACACCGCCGGGUGUACAACACCGUUUGAGGUGGUAACUAGAGUAAGACAAGGGGCAGUCACAGGACCUUCCCUGUUCAACUUCGCCAUCAAUGACAUCAUGCGAAGAAAAGUCUAUCAGUAUCCUGUCGAUAUCGUCUUAACACUAUCAGGGUGCCCCUUGACCGAUCUCGAAUACCCCGACGAUGUUGUUAUAUUCGGAGAAAGCAGUGCGAAAACGCAAACAUGUUGUCAACCUUGUAUCGGAGUUAGCUACAGCUUAUGA
Messenger RNA from Necator americanus (New World hookworm), 723 nucleotides. RefSeq lists its product as uncharacterized. The transcript has 3 exons. Lineage: Eukaryota; Metazoa; Nematoda; Chromadorea; Rhabditida; Ancylostomatidae. The record is from RefSeq and is a predicted model, not a curated record. The coding region runs from base 1 to 723 and encodes 240 amino acids.